Molecule: messenger RNA, 521 nt
Organism: Brassica oleracea var. oleracea
Lineage: Eukaryota; Viridiplantae; Streptophyta; Magnoliopsida; Brassicales; Brassicaceae
Exons: 3
Coding region: 20-427 (135 amino acids)
Source: RefSeq, a predicted model, not a curated record
UUCAACAUUCUAAAAAUUUAUGGAAGAACCAGCGAUGGGCGACGACGGAGAAACCUUGACGGCGACGACGAGGAAGAGAGAGGAAAUAGAGAGAGAAGAAGCAGAGGAGAAUCGAAAAGAAGCAUUGUUAGCGUCAACAGAGUCUCUUCAGCCUAAUUUCAACCGAUCCAACGUCACCCAGAAACAGAUAUCCAAAUUACAGGAGCUACACAAGAGACGUAUGAAGAUAAAAGCCAAUUCAAAGAAACCUAAAGCUAAGCAGCAGAGUAGAGCAGUGGAAGAUGGCGAAAGCUCUAAGAUACUGAAAGAGUCAACUUCUUCUUCUACUACUACCUUAGAACAGCAGACAGCAGCACCAAUGAAGCCACAGAAGCUGUAUUGGGGGCUUGAUACUAAGGAAAGGUGGGAAAGGAAAGCCAAUAUGUAGACUGUAGUGAUUGAAUCCAUUUCUUGUUAUUAGUUAAUUACUUAGAGUCCAUUGUACAAGUUAUUAAAAAAAGCAAUGACACAGUUUUGGUCCA